GUAUACACUUUUUUGGAGGUCGUUUUGCGUGGGGUAGAUUUCGGAAGCAGAGCUGUUGUAGCGCGGGGCAGGUACGUCGCAGCUCCGGUCGACUUUUUUCAUACGGUAUUGUACUCCUACAUGCUACUAUCCCUUGAUUAUAUCAAAACCGGGACGUCUUUCUUCAUAGGUAUCCUACUACAACCCAAUCUCUCUUGCAAUCAACUUGCAAUUCCUUCUGCCUCGCCGUUCUUCUCAAUUGACCCUUCAAAAUGACAACACACAACAUCGUAGUCUUCGGCGGAGACCACUCCGGCCCAGAGGUCGUGGCCGAGGCUGUCAAGGUUAUCAAAACAGUCGAGUCCUCCAGCUCCUCCGGCAAUAAGUUCAACCUUCAAGAACACCUACUAGGAGGCUGCUCCAUCAACGCCCACGGCACGCCCCUCACGGACGCCGCCCUCGCCGCGGCCAAGUCGGCGGACGCGGUGCUCCUGGGCGCCAUCGGCGGGCCCGAAUGGGGCACGGGGGCGGUGCGGCCCGAGCAGGGCAUCCUCAAGCUGCGCAAGGAGAUGCAGACGUACGGCAACCUGCGCCCGUGCUUCUUCCCGUCCGACUCGCUCGUCGACUUCUCGCCCCUGAAAGCGGACAUCGUGCGCGGCACCAACUUCACCGUCGUCCGCGAGCUCACCGGCGGCAUUUACUUUGGCGAGCGCAAGGAGGCCGGGGGGGGUGGUGAUGAUGAUGACGGCGUGGCAUGGGACACGGAGCUGUACUCGCGCGAGGAGAUCGUCCGGAUCACGCGGCUGGCGGCGCACCUCGCGCUCGCGAGCGACCCGCCGGCGCCGGUCUGGAGCUUGGAUAAGGCGAACGUGCUGGCGACGAGCCGGCUGUGGCGCAAGGUGGUGAGCGAGACGAUGGCGGCCGAGUUCCCGCAGCUGCGGGUCCAGCACCAGCUCAUCGACAGCGCGGCCAUGAUCAUGGUCAAGAACCCGCGCGGCCUCAACGGCGUCGUCGUCACGAGCAACUUGUUCGGCGACAUUAUUAGCGACGAGGCUAGCGUCAUCCCCGGCAGCAUCGGCCUGAGCCCUAGCGCGAGCUUGAGCGGCAUCCCGGAUGGGAAGUCUAGGUGUAAUGGCAUUUAUGAGCCUAUUCAUGGUUCGGCCCCCGAUAUCUCCGGCAAGGGCAUCGUCAACCCCAUCGGCACCAUCCUCUCCGUCGCCAUGAUGUUCCGGUACUCGUUCGCGCUGCCGAAGGAGGCCGACGCCAUCGAGCUGGCGGUCAAGAACGUCAUCGAUAGCGGCGUCCGGACAAAGGAUCUCGGCGGCUCGGCUAGCACGAAGGAGGUCGGCGACGCCGUCGUCGCGGAACUGACCAAGAUCUUAUCAUAAGAGGCUUGUUGCGGUUAGGAAUAUGCAUGAAUGAUGCGCAUCUCGUAUUGUACUUGAGGAUGGCAAAAUAAGGCGGCGGCCGGUAGACAAAAAAGGGAUCUACGUAGGAUAGGUGGUUUGCUAUAAUUCCGAGCAAUAGAAAUCUUGUGAAAGACAUCCAAUAACUUCA
Messenger RNA from Annulohypoxylon truncatum, 1536 nucleotides. Its product is annotated as 3-isopropylmalate dehydrogenase. The transcript is spliced from 4 exons. NCBI's taxonomy places the organism in Eukaryota, Fungi, Ascomycota, Sordariomycetes, Xylariales, Hypoxylaceae. Gene Ontology annotation, biological process: L-leucine biosynthetic process. The record is from RefSeq and is a predicted model, not a curated record. Gene Ontology annotation, molecular function: 3-isopropylmalate dehydrogenase activity; NAD binding; magnesium ion binding. Gene Ontology annotation, cellular component: cytosol. Bases 252 to 1367 code for a protein of 371 amino acids.